Messenger RNA from Colletotrichum paranaense, 357 nucleotides. RefSeq lists its product as uncharacterized. The record is from RefSeq and is a predicted model, not a curated record. The transcript has a single exon. NCBI's taxonomy places the organism in Eukaryota, Fungi, Ascomycota, Sordariomycetes, Glomerellales, Glomerellaceae. Bases 1 to 357 code for a protein of 118 amino acids.
AUGUAUGUAGCCCGCGGAGGGGGAACAAGGCCCAGCCUAACCCAACGAACCUGGCGGUCUUGUAUACGCCCACCACACCCACACCUGUCGUCCGUCGUCGCCUAUCUGCUGCAUCUGCAACAUCGACGUGGCAGGCUGGUCGCGGGUCAUGUACACAUACAUACAAGACCCGUGCGGACCAGGUACCGCCGUCCGGCCGGGUGUUUCUCCCUCUCUUACGCUCUUGCUUUCUCGCAGUCCCGGUUUUCUGAGAUCGGAGAAUUAAAGUGGCUCCCCAAAGGAACGAACGACCGGGGGCUGCCGCAUCGUGCAGUAGAUCGGAGCCCGAGCCGCCAUGUCAUCCCAUUCCCAUGCUAG